AUGAUCUGUACUGAAACACGAACAGAGAAGUCGCCAAUCCACAGGGCUUAUGCAGACCAGCCUUCUAGUGACAUCUUAAGAACGUAUGAGGCUCACGCCAGCGCAUCCAUGGAGGAACACCGAUGGAGCGUGUCCGAUAUGGGCCGCGCUUCAGAUGUCGCCAUCCCAAGAGACAGUGGUGCUGAACGUGGCUCACCCAUUACGUGCCCUGCAGACGUUACUGCUCGUGGGGAAAGGUAUGAGGUUAUCGAUGAUGGGAACAGCACUCUCCCAUCCGAAACUGGCGUAAAUGCAGGCUGGGGACCCCCGCUUAGCGCAAUCGCACUCCCGAACUCGUAUAUGGCUGCAGACAACUCGACAGGGGAUCCUACGGCAGAUGCAUGGUACUAG
Aspergillus luchuensis is the source of this 390-nucleotide messenger RNA. RefSeq lists its product as uncharacterized. NCBI's taxonomy places the organism in Eukaryota, Fungi, Ascomycota, Eurotiomycetes, Eurotiales, Aspergillaceae. The coding region runs from base 1 to 390 and encodes 129 amino acids. The transcript has a single exon. The record is from RefSeq and is a predicted model, not a curated record.